Messenger RNA from Amoebophrya sp. A120, 5004 nucleotides. The record is from the annotation of a GenBank genome assembly. NCBI's taxonomy places the organism in Eukaryota, Dinophyceae, Syndiniales, Amoebophryaceae.
GUUUCCCUUGGUUCGAGGAAAGCGAAAGACACUCAAAGAUUAACUCCAACGCGAGGAAAGACACGACUUCUCAAAGACUUUUAACUCUGCCACUCACUAUUGUUUGAUUAAAAUUUGACCUUCCUGUUCCUCGUGGCCUGUCGACGGACUGGAAACGUACUAAUUUGUUACAUUCUGUGAGUGUGCACGAAGCGGAAGCAAUAGCCAGCGUCAACCCUACUUGUGGUUUGUUGGACGGACGGGCGCGUGGCGUCACGGGGCGUUUUGGAGAUGCAGAUCCGCCUGUCGUUGAGACGGCUGCCCUCCUUGGUUGCACUGAUGCAGGGGUUUGUCCUCGGCUUUCUGCUGGUCCUGUGGUCCCGGAGCGGCUGUUGCCUGCUGGUUGCGGCGAAGCAGCACGCGACUGGCCUGCAAAGGGCUACUAGUUUGGUUGUGCACGACGGGAACGCGGGGUCACACGCUGAUGGACCGAAAACGUCACUAAACCUGGUGGACGCCGACGAUGUCGUCGACGAGUUACCGCAACACGCAACUUUGCAUAUUCCCGAUGAAUUUUCAGAGAGCGCCGCGGCGCCUGACCAGGAGGCGGAGAACCAGGGCAACGCGCUUCUGCAGCGGCAGGAGGAGUUGCGGAAGCAGGAGAAGACGUUGGAGAGCAGGAACGACAUCACUAGCGGCUCCGCACUUGCUUCUGGAUUGCCGUACCGGGAAUCCGCGCACGCGAUGACGAAUCACGAGGCUUUUAUCGCGGAACAUCUGUCGCUGGUGCCUUUGGUCGGGCUUCCUGCGUCGCUUAUGGGGACUAUCAUGCUCACUGGCGGUAGUCCCAUCAUCGCAUCCAUCGUUGGGUCCUAUGUCUGGCUUCACGCAUUGGCUACUUUGUUCAAGGCCCGGAAGCACUACGCGGAGCGGAUCGCCCAAGUCAUCGAGGGCACGGGACGGGCUUUGGAAUGCGAGUCGCGACACCGGCAGGGGCAGGGGAUUGUUAAAAGGCUCCUGUUUGCGGGUCAAGAUAGCACGUGCCUGAGGCACCUUGACCGGGUGCCGCACCCGGUGCUGCGCCGGCACCUGUACCUCACACUGUUGCCGCUUGGCGAUUUCGCCACUCUCGACACUCUGUACAACAGCGACGAUGACAAGGAGCAUCCAAAUACCUACACGCCAAAUAUGGAAUUCUCGAAUGUUACAUUGAUAUCUCUAAACACGAAUUUGCGAUGCAAGAAUAGCGAAAGGUAACGGCGUAACAAGUAGCUUGCAUGUGGUCUUGCAUAUACAAAUUUGGAACGGAUUGCCAUGGCAAGUAUCUGUUCGAGAAAGUGUCAUGCGAAGUAGUCACUGAUCCUGAUCGUGUGGAGGCUCACAGGGGUUUUGCAUGAUGGCAAAUCAUGUAAAAGGGAUCAAUGUAACAUUGAUUUGAGAGUCCCAUAAGGGGUGACGUGCACGAAAAUGUCGUGAAAAACGCGCACGACAGUGACAGCGACAUUGACGACUUGACAGCUUCGUACCGUCCCUUCGGGCCUCUGACCGAGUACUUGGCGAACAAAACUCUCGCUGGGGAGGACCUCCAGUCCGCGGAAGAAUUCCUGGGGCUGCCCGCGGACCUUUCACGGCAGCGUGCCCGCACGGGAUCGGAUGUGUUGCUGGUGGGUCAGGACGGGGACCCGCGCAACCCCGUGGCCGUGUGCGUGAAUUUUAAGCUAAACCGCAACGCUGCUUACCGCACGUGGGAACUGGACUGCGAAAUUCUGCCACUCGCGCCGAAGGAAACGUACAAGUCGUGGCCGGUUCCGUACGCGAAGGACGUCGGACAAAUUUUCCGCGUGCGGCUGCAACGGCGGUGGCAUGCGAACGAGAUGCUUGCGCGGACGGUACGGAGCGGGUGGCGCGAUUACUACAGUACCUUCAUCCCGGCCGUGGAGGUGCCGGCGGGCGGACUGCUUGGGGCAACAAAGAGCCUACACUUCGACACAACGGGAGGAGUUCGCUUUCCCGUCCUGACCUGGUCGCGACGCACCACAGCAGCGAUGCCCGCGUUUGGAAAAUUUUUCGCGUCCAGAGCAGGGCACCAUGAGCACACACGUAUGGCGGAGAAUGAAAACGAGUACCGUCACUCCUGCCACGGAUCGCCACUACACUACUCGAAGUGGUACGUGAACACGUGGUCGAACCGUCAUGGGGAGCUGCGGUACGGCACGCACGACAAGGAGAAGGACGCGGUUGCCUACGCGGAAAACGGCUUUUACGAAGCGGACUUCCUGCCGGAGCCGGACACGUCGAAGAGUAAGUGCGGGAGGCUCGAAGGCGGUCAGUGCCGGAUUUGGAGCUGCUUCGCCGUCCGGAAGCCGGAGGCGCUGCUGACACAAGAGGAUGUGGUGCCGCUCCUUCUAACGAACGCGGAGCGCGCCGCUUGGGUCCAGCAAGCCAGGAAGGAUGGAAAAACGGACCGUGCCGGCCCCGCGGAACACCAUCCGAUCCCGAAGUUAUCUCCGCGAAAAAAUACUAGCACUGGCAUAUCGCAGUUGGUAGUUCUUCAUGUGCAUCACGUUGUCUAAAAUGAAAAAGCGAAAAAAUCAGAGAUAUCUCCUGGCACCAUGGUCGAGCCCAAGGUAGUAUGCAUCUAUUGAGACACAAUGGAAGACCAAGACGGAUUCAUUUUUCCUUUGUGGUGUGGUUGUUUGAUUUCGGUCCACUUGCACGUAAUCCCUAUUUAAACAAAUUUAUGCACGAAAACGCAAGAUCAUUUUUUCGUACCGCAUAGAAGUACUCAGUGGAGAAAAAAGAGGAGAUUGUGAAGCAGAAAACGAAAGAGGCCGCGGUUGCAGAACAACCAGUAUUUUUUUUUCUUGUUUUUGCAGGUUCAUUUACUCUAGGUUCUGGUUUUCGAGUUUUCGUCUUUUCGUAACGUACUGACAAGCUGCAAACUGCAGAGCACGCGCGAGCUGACGGGCUGCGAGCUGCGCAGCUUCGCGAACUGACGGACCGCGAACGGCGCAGCCGCGCGAACUGACGGACCGCGAACGGCGCAGCUGCGCGAACUGACGGACUGCGAACUGCGCAGCUGCGCGAACUGAUGGACUGCGAACUGCCUGCGCAGCUGCGCGAGUUGACGGGCUGCGAACGGCGCAGCUGCGCGAACUGCUUCCGCGCUCGCGGGGCACUGAGUAAAUAAAACCAAGGCGUGGCGCUGCGCUUUUUUCGUGUUUGGGAGCCAUCGCCGAAGUGGCUGCCCGCGGUGGGGCGCUAGUGGGCUGCGCGAACUGCCUGCGCAUUUUUUUAGGCAACCCGUGCCGACUGGAAUAGCCAGGGGAAAAGAGAAGGCGGGGGGCAGUAGGGCGGCGGCCCAUUGGGUAGUAUGAACGUGCAAAAUGCAAAGCCGGACAGCCUAAGCCAUGACAAAACUUUUACCCUAAAAAUUUUUUUUUCUUGGGUGCCCGGUUUUGCAUUUUGCGCUCUAUGGCCUAGGUUGUCCGGUUUUCUUUGUAUUUUGUGCGCCCAUAUUGAAUAGAACGCAAGAAAAUGGGGGGGGGGGAAACGGGGUAACACAUAGCCUGGGCGCCCCGCGCUCUUUUGCUCGACCUCCUUCCUUUCUUCGCUUCUCUAUCUUCCCGCCCUCUUCCGCUUUCGCCCGCCACUCCUUCUCCCCCCCCGCCCUCAGGCAGUUCGAACCCCCGGGAAGGAAGAGAAUUUGUCUUUUCUUGUCAGUUCGAACUCCUGGAAAGAAAAGAAGUUCUCUCUUCUUGUCAGUUCGAACCCCUGGAAAGCAAAGAAGUUCUUUCUUCUUGUCAGUUCGAACCCCUGCAAAGAAAAGAAGUUCUCUCUUCUUGUCAGUUCGAACCCCUGGAAAGCAAAGAAGUGUUUUCUUCCAUGUAGUUCGUUUUAUCAUUUGUGUAGUACUAAGUUUUCAGAUUGUAGCUCGUUUAGUAAUGUUGUAAAACUCGAAAACUGGAACCACUAUAAUUUACUAGAACUAGAAAAAGGAAAAUUCCUGUGCGACAGGGACAGCACUUGACGUACACAAUUGGUCUUCAUGUGACCAUUCCCGUCGAUGUCAAGCAAGAAACUUAUUUUCCAACAAAAACUACAGACUGCAGCUGCCUUUCCUGCGCCGGCUGGGGAAAGCGCGGCUGAGGCACCGGCAUCGAUGACUCCCACUCAGCAUGCACGUACGACAUCGAGUACGCGAGCUGGUGAAAGUUCCGCGGACGUCACGCCCGCUGGUGAGACUGCGGGUGCAGUCGUGAUGCCAACUGGUGACACAUCUACCCUGAUGACCGAUGCAGGCGUAGCCGCCACCGCAUCUUCGGCUGAAAGCGGUGAUGCAAAGAAGCAAAAUACGUCCGCGGCGGGUGGUGAUACCACGCAGGAAGAAGUUGCUUCGGCUGAUGCCGGGACGACGCACGAAGUAGCUGCGUCCGGAAAGACUGUUCCGAAGAACGCUUCGUGAAUGAAAAUCGCACGGUGACCACCGUGCGUGCGAAAAGGAGGAAAAAGCCAAGUUGAAAGAAACAAAGAUUUGUUCCCAUUCGACGUUCUGAUACAUUACUUAGGAUCACUUUACUCAACAAAGUUGGAUUUUAUUUUUAACUUUUACCGUUUGACCGAUAAAAAUACUGUAGAAAACAUCACUCACAUUCGGAAAAAAUUGGAAAAGGACACCCACUUUUCUUCUACGUACUAUUUGCAGGAAGCGCGUUCGCAGUGCUGUUGGUUUCUCACAAAAUUGAAACCUCAUUUAGCAAAUCACUUUUUCACUUGAUGCAGCUUGAUGUGGAAUCGCAAUUGUGGCGGAAGGGAGUUGCAGGUAACGUGUUAUUAGGAGAAUACAUCGGACUCAUCUUGGACUUGUUUCUGGUAGUCACAGUUUCAGGUGCGCGAUGUGUUUGUUUGAUGUUUACGCCUUAGCUUGAUGUACACUGGUUGGAUGGCAACGUUGAAGACUUGGAUAUUGAAAACGUUUGAGACUAUUCUAGGUUUCUGUUGCUAGAUGAGGAAAACUGGACGAUG